GUUUCUACCGCUUGCAACAGCGAAUGACACUGAAGAAAAUUAUGUAACUCAUAUUCCCACUCCACUUAAUAAAAAGGUUAUGAGGGCUUCCCCACAAAAUGUCACUAUUUCCCUUCUCCUUUCCAAUCCAUCCUUCAUUCACAAAUAAUGGUUGUCUUCAAGUCCUCAUACGCUCCUAUCCCUUUACCCGACAUUGAUGUCUACUCGUUCCUCCUCUCGGAAAACGAAUACAAUACCGCACAUCCUCAGGAUCGCAAGGUCGUGAUAGAUGGUCCUUCCGGCCGUUCGUUGACGUUCUCCCAAGUUAAAAAUCUGGCUAGCCGCAUGGCUGCCGGAUGGCAAGACAAGGUCGGCUUGAAGAAGGGCGAUAUCGUGGCGUCCUUUGCUCCCAACCAGUACGAUCACAUCGUAGUAUACCUCUCUUUACUCGGUGCCAAUGUCACCGUCACUCCUGGAAACCCUGCGUACACUGAAGCUGAGUUCCACCACCAGAUCUCAAACUCGGGUGCCAAGGCUCUCGUUACUGUUCCUGAGCUGCUGCCUGUCCUCACCAAGGUGUGCGCCAAAGUAGGCAUCCCCAAGGACCGCAUCUUUUUGUAUGGUGAGAAGGAAGUCGAUGGCUACAAAUCCGUGUAUUCGCUGCUCGGCGAGCGCCAGAUCCUUCCUCCUUUCAAGGGCAUCAACAGCAAGGAAGAUGUCGCAUUCAUCUGCUAUUCCAGUGGCACCACUGGUUUGGCUAAGGGUGUCAUGUUGACCCAUGAAAACUUUGUCUCACAAACUCUUCUCAUGAUGGGCAUGAAGGAAGAUAAUGAGGAAGAAUUUGACGACGUUGUGUUGGGCUUCUUGCCCUUCUUCCACAUCUUUGGUUUGACCGUCUUGUGCCUCAAUGCGUUCUAUGCUGUCACACCUGUUGUGGUUAUUCCCCGCUUCGAGAUCCAGAUGUUCUGCGAACUGAUCGAAAAGUACAAAAUUACGCUUGCUAGCAUUGUUCCACCAGUUGCUGUUGCUCUGGCCAAGCAUCCUAUCGUUACCAAGUACGACUUGUCCAGCGUCCGUCUUUUGGGCUGCGGUGCUGCCCCCCUUGGCAAGGAACACAUUGACGCACUUGCCCAACGCAUGCCCGCUCUUUUAAAACAAGGUUACGGUAUGACCGAAACGACCAGUGGCGUUAUCACUCAAAAGUCUACUGGUGGUGUAGCCGGCUCUAUCGGUGUACUUUGCCCGAACCACGAGUGCAAGAUUGUCGACGUCGUAUCUGGAAAGGAACUUGGUCCUGAUCAAGAAGGUGAACUUUUGAUGAGAGGUCCCUCUAUUAUGAAGGGCUAUUUGAACAACCCCAAGGCCAAUGCUGAAACUUUCGCUGAGGACGGCUGGAUGAGAACGGGAGAUGUGUGCCGUUUUGAUAGCAAGGCCCAAGAAUUCUUCAUUACCGACCGUUUAAAGGAAUUGAUCAAGUUCAAGGGUUUCCAGGUUGCUCCCGCUGAACUCGAAGCUCUUUUGUUGGGCUUGCCUGAAGUUGCUGACUGCUGUGUCAUUGGCGUGUUCGACACUGCCCAGGCCACCGAAUUACCCCGUGCUUACGUUGUUCCUCAAGCUGGUGUUAAAGCUGAUGAUGCUUUCGUCCAGAAAAUUAGUGACUAUGUGGCCAAGAAUGUCACCAACUACAAGCGUUUGCGGGGUGGUGUGCGUUUCAUCGACCAAGUCCCCAAGAAUGGCAGCGGUAAAAUCAUGCGCCGACAGGUUCGCGAGAUGGCAAAGAAGGAAGACGCUGCCCAGGCUAAGGCUAAAUUAUAAAUACGUAAAAUAGAAUUGUUUAGAUUUCCCCUCCCCUUGAAUCAUAAUAACUGGAUGUAAAUAUAUACUUAUACAACAUACA
This is a messenger RNA of Zychaea mexicana, 1876 nucleotides long. RefSeq lists its product as uncharacterized. Gene Ontology annotation, molecular function: CoA-ligase activity. Gene Ontology annotation, biological process: secondary metabolic process. NCBI's taxonomy places the organism in Eukaryota, Fungi, Mucoromycota, Mucoromycetes, Mucorales, Lichtheimiaceae. The transcript is spliced from 7 exons. Bases 148 to 1794 code for a protein of 548 amino acids. The record is from RefSeq and is a predicted model, not a curated record.